AUGUUAACAACAACUGUGAAUCGUUCGCUUACCUGUAAAUCAUUGAAAUUGCCAUCAACCACAGAGAAUAUGCAGAAUAAUUUAAAAUCACUUCAACUUUAUACUAUAUUUAAUAGUUAUAAUUCUAUCAAGGAAUUAUGGUUAGCUCAUGAACUAAUCACUUCAGAGCAUGGAAAUAUGAGAGAUGAAGAAACUGGGAAUACGUUGCUACAUUAUUUAAUUUUAUCGAUACCUAAGUUUGCUAAACAAUUUGAUGAUUGUAGUAUGAUAAAUGGAAAUCAAUUAUAUCCAGAAUGGGCUUCACCUAUUGUUGGAUUAGUAUAUCGUCUUGUUGUAUGUGGUCGCUGCUCAGUUAAUGCACAAAAUAAUAUGGGAAAUACAGUGUUGCAUUUAAUAUGUCUUUUACCGUAUACCGAAUUCUUGGCAAUACAUUUAAUUCGUUUAGGUGCUGAUCCAGAAAUUAAAAAUAAUUCUGGACUACAUGUAUUUUAUCAUUAUGAAGAACAAAGAGCAUGGUUGGUAAAAAAUUUACCUGGUCUUAACUGUGGUAUAUGGAAUGCAAUAAAACGAGAAGAUAUGAUUAAAAUGGAUUAUUAUUUAUCAUGUUGGUGUCGAACAAUAGCAAACCAAUCAAAUGGGAAAAGUUUAUUCGAGUGUUCAAUGUCCACUGGGAAUUAUGAAUUAGUUAAACAUAUAGACCAAGCACGUAAUACCAAUGAAUUAAUUGCAGCUGCAAUGGCGUUAGACUUAAAUUAUAUGGAAAAUCUUUUAUCAAUUAAAUUUGAGUCAGUAGAACAAAGGAAAAUGGCUUUCGUAAAUUCACCAUUUUAUUUACAAGUUAAGACCGCGAAAACAAUUGCUGAUUUAAACAAAGCAUGGAAAUUAAUUGAGUAUUCAUCAUUCCAGUCAAAUCUAAGAAGGCAUACAGAUCAAGCAACUUAUUUACACUACUUAGUUGAACGUUAUAAAAGUUUAAAACAUCAACCUCAUUUACAAUGUGGUUUAAUUCGUCUUAUGGCAAAACUAGUCAUAGCUGGUGCCGAUCUACAAGCACGUGAUAAAUUUGGAAAUACUGCUUUACUUUAUGCCGCAAAAUCGAAUACUUUUCCAGAUAGAGAUACUAACUCAAUACAAGCUGACGAAUCAAUACCUAAUCAGAUUGACAAAGAAGUUGAAAGAGAAGAUAAAGUUGAAGAUCGGGUGGUGUUGGACACAGUUGGGAAAAUUGUUGAGGAAACUAUUGAAACUGUCGAUAUAAAUGAAUCGUUAUAUAAUUCAACUAUCAAUGAUGAUGUAAAACAUUUGGUCAUGGAUGAAGACCGUAAUGAAAUGGGUUCAAGUAAAAAGACAUUAUUGUCCAUAUCUGUUUCAGAUCAUUCAAAUAUGUCAGUAAAAAAUGAAUUAUUUCAUCCAUGUAUGAUGAAUGUACCGGAUUUUAGUGAUCAACGUUUGAUUUCUAUUUUAAUUCAGUUAGGUUCAGAUUGCUCCAUUCCAUGUAAAAAUGGUUAUUCUGUAUAUAAUGAAAAUUAUAUUCCCAAAGGUGCAUAUACAAUUAAACGAAAUAUUCAAUCAAGUUUAUUAAAAAUUAGUAUAAAACGUUCUAAAGGAUUGAUAGAUCAUCCGGGAAUUUGGCCAAUUGUUGAUAGAUUAAUCUAUAGUGUACAAUAUCAUAAAUCCAAUGAUAUUAUUAACUAUUUCUGUACAGAAUUAGAGAAUACAAUUAAAGAUAAUUUAAUUUGGUUAAAAGCUAAACGAUCAGGGCUAACUGUUAUAGAAUGGAUUAACUCAUUAUGGACUCAUGAUCGAUGCAAUCAAUGGAUAGAAGGAAUACGUGAAAAAUUAACAAAUCUAUUACAGUAUUAUGCUAGUUUAACUGAUUUUGUGAUUUAUUCUAUGGCUGGUGAUAUUCAGAAAUUGAAACAAUGUUUAGCUAUGGGUAAAGGUCAAUUGAAAGCUCAACUUCACAUGCAAAAGUUUCUAGUUGGUAUUAAUAAUAAUGGAAGAGCAAAUUUUAUAACACGUCCAUUACUUGUUAGUAUAAUGGAAUAUUCUACGGCAGAAGUGUUACAACUUAUGAUUCAUUCUGGAGCAAAUUUAAGUGAAUACUAUUUAGAAAAAGAGCCGUUUGGUCCGGUUGCAUUUUGGAGUUUUAGAAACCUUGUCAGUCUUCAACAUACUUACGAAGUAAUCAAAGAAGUACCAGUUCAUUUAAGAGAUUCAAAUGGAUCGUCUUUAUUUCAUUACGCAACAAAUCUUUUUCGUACAAUACAUCCUAAAGAUGUAAAUGGAUAUCGAUGGGCAAGUUUAAUUUUAGCUACAAUAUUGAAACGAGGUGUGAAAAUUUAUCACAGAGAUAUUUGGCAACGUACUGCACGAGAUAUUUUGAAUAGAUCAAUAUAUGAAUUAAUGGACAAUAACAAUGUUCAUUGUGAAACUGGAGAAAAUUUCAGACCAUUCGAAGAAGAGUCACCAGAUCCUUUCGAACUUCAUGAUAUUAUCAAUCCAGAAACUGGGAAUUUAUUGACUGCUGAACAGUUAAUUGAUCGCCAUGUAGCUUUUCUAGCUUCUGGCAAUCACUUACAAUCUAUGGAAGAAUUAAUUCUGUAUGGAUAUAAUUAUAUACAUUUAGCUAAUUCUGGACCUGUACGCUUUAAAUCUGCUAGAUUAUUGGCUGAACAAAAAGGACAUCAUGAAAUGAUAUUUUUAUUAGAUACUGUUGAUCAAUAUCGAACAGAAAUGAUGGAAGUUCACAAGACGAUUAUAACCGGCGAUUAUCAUCAAUUUUUACGUCUGGUUAAUAACAAAAGAGUUAUUAUGGGUCGUGACUGGAGAGAACGUUCUCUACUACACCUUGCAGUACUUUAUCGUAGAACAGAUUUUGUUCUUCAGUUAAUUGAACUGUGUCAAGAACUUGUCAAUUAUCAAGAUUGUCUUGGACGUACCCCAUUCCAUUAUGCAAUCUGUUUACCUGACAACCGAAGAUUGUUCUUAAAAAUGGUUUCGAAAUCUGGAGGUAUUGAUAAACAAAUCAAAGAUCUGCGAAAUAUUUCAAUUCAUCAAUAUGGUGAGUUGUAUGACCGAAAAAUUCCUGAAUAUCAAAAUCUGAUUAAUACAGAAAAAUCAAUCAAAUUACUUGAAUCAAAUUGGCCUGAUCAAACAAUUUAUUCAUUGUUGCCUAAGAUACCAAAUGAUAAUGAUGAAUUCUCAAUAAAAGAAGAAGAUGAAUCGGAUAAUAAACAAUCAAUUGUAGAAGUAAUUAAUAAUAUAAACAGAAAUACUGAAAAUUGUUUAAUAUUUCCAAUUCCUGGUGCAUUCAAUACAUUUGAAGUCAAAAGAAAUAAAUCAGUAUUUAAUUGGAAACAACGGAUGUAA
Schistosoma spindalis is the source of this 3372-nucleotide messenger RNA. NCBI's taxonomy places the organism in Eukaryota, Metazoa, Platyhelminthes, Trematoda, Strigeidida, Schistosomatidae. The record is from the annotation of a GenBank genome assembly.